This is a messenger RNA of Mercurialis annua (annual mercury), 843 nucleotides long. RefSeq lists its product as uncharacterized. NCBI's taxonomy places the organism in Eukaryota, Viridiplantae, Streptophyta, Magnoliopsida, Malpighiales, Euphorbiaceae. The transcript has a single exon. Bases 155 to 754 code for a protein of 199 amino acids. The record is from RefSeq and is a predicted model, not a curated record.
AUAUUCUAUCAUCCGCUACUAAACAGGAAAACCCUAACACUCAUCUCUCUCUAUAUAUAUCCAACACAAUUACAAAGAUUUCAUUAUCAUCAGUCACUCGGUACUAAAAAUAAAUUCAGACAAAUCAUCAAAUUCAUAUUAGGUCAAGAAAAACAUGAAUGCAAAGCAUGUUAGUGUCGAGAAAAGAAACAUUCCAGCUCUUCAAGGUAUGCUAUCAAGAAAUUCUUCUGUUUGUUAUUCGUCGCGAUUUUUCUACUGUCGAAAUGUGGCGGAAGGAGUGCCGUUUCAAUGGGAAAUGCAGCCCGGAACUCCGAAAGAUCCGCCCAAAUCGGAGAUUCUGCCACCACUUAGUCCUCCUCCUGCUGUUGUUAGCUUAGGGUUUCCAAAACCAUGUAUUCAUGACAUGGAUCAAGAAGAGCAUUUUAAAUUCUCUAUAAAAUCAAAGCUCAAGUUUUUGAAAUUUAUAAAGAAGAAUUUUCGGAGAAACAAGAAAGGUCAGGAAAUAAUAUUUAAUAAAAAUGGAAUUGAUGAUCAUAAUAGUAAGUUUGAAAGCUUUGAGUUUUCUAGUUCUAAUGAUGGUGAUUUUAUGGGGUCAUCACGAAAUUCGAGUUUUUCUUCUUCUUCGUCAUCAUCAAGUUCAUCGGCAUUAUCUUUAUCUAAAAGUAAUUCAAAAGAUUCAAUAGUACAUGAAAUUAAUGGGUGUAGUCCUUGGAAUUUUAAUUCAAUUCUUGUAUUUGUUGCAAAGAGAGUUUGAUGUAUUAAUAAUUAGUAUUUCGUGUUGUGUACAUAAAUAAUUGAAUUGAACUUUAUAGUAAUGACAUGUUUUGAUCAAAUUCUUCUUAA